Amphiprion ocellaris (clown anemonefish) is the source of this 1885-nucleotide messenger RNA. RefSeq names its product cartilage associated protein (gene crtap). Gene Ontology annotation, cellular component: endoplasmic reticulum. Gene Ontology annotation, biological process: collagen fibril organization; peptidyl-proline hydroxylation to 3-hydroxy-L-proline. Bases 373 to 1563 code for a protein of 396 amino acids. The record is from RefSeq and is a predicted model, not a curated record. The transcript is spliced from 7 exons. Gene Ontology annotation, molecular function: collagen binding; protein binding. Lineage: Eukaryota; Metazoa; Chordata; Actinopteri; Pomacentridae.
UUGAUAGAAGAAGCCUCCUGAAGCCAAUUUUACGUUAAAACCGACUUUUCAAUUAAAUGCAUCCUUUAGGAAUCUCUCCCUCAGUUAUGGUGCCAACUACUAAAAAACUUUCCCCUUUUCCAGGCUAUUUACGCGCACUGACAGAACAACAGCAGUGAUUUACUUUGUGAUUUAGCAGGAGGAGGAGCUGCAGCAGAACCAACUCUGUGCAGCAACUGAUCCUGCCCUGCGCCCGGGGGAGGGGAGGCUUUGUCCGGAUACGUGGUGGAACUUGAGGCGGUCCUAAAGAGACCCACGCACCCCGAGAGACAGCCCUGGAUCAUCCCAGCCAGCCCCUCCACCUCCACCAUCGCCUAGAGUUUCCACAAAAAAAUGGCAGCCUCCACUUCUUCCCAACUCUUCUCUGCGCUACUGAUCGCCUUUUUCCUCUCUGUGGUGAACUCUCAGUACGAAAAGUACAGCUUCAGGAGCUUCCCCAGGAACGAGCUGAUGCCUCUGGAGUCCGCUUACAAAUACGCGCUGGACCAGUACACCGGGGAGAAGUGGAAGGAGACGGUGGAGUACAUGGAGGUGUCUCUGCGGCUCUACCGGCUGCUCAGGGACAGCGAGGCCUUCUGCAACCUCAACUGCAGCUCCGUGAGGCUGGACGACGAGCAGAAGUUUGCGGAGUUUCCAGAGUUGCGCUCGUUCGGGAACGUUAUGAAGAGAGCGCAGUGCUUGAAGCGCUGCAAACAGGGGCUGCCUGCCUUCAGACAGACCAUGCCCAGCAGGGACAUCAUAGAUGAGUUUGAUCGGAGGGAGCCCUACAGAUACCUGCAGUAUGCCUACUUCAAGUCUGACAACCUGGCCAAGGCGGUGUCGGCGGCUCACACCUUCCUGCUGAAGCACCCGGAUGAUGAGAUGAUGCAGAGGAACAUGGCCUAUUACAAGAGUCUACCUGGAGCUGAAGAGCAUUUCAAAGACCUGGAGACCAAAUCCUACGAGACCUUGUUUGUGCGGGCAGUGAGAGCGUAUAAUGGAGAGAACUUCCGUACGUCGGUGUCAGACAUGGAGCUAGCGCUGAGGGACUUCUUCAAGGUCUACGACGAGUGUCUGGCUGCUUCUGAAGGCCCAAGAGACGUCAAAGACUUUAAAGACUUCUACCCCUCCAUAGCUGAUCACUACAUUGAAGUCCUGGAGAGGAAGGUGAGCUGUGAAAGUGACUUGACACCUGUCGUCGGGGGUUUUGUUGUUGAGAAGUUUGUGGCCACCAUGUACCACUACCUGCAGUUCGCCUAUUACAAAAUGAACGACCUGAAGAACGCAGUUCCAUGUGCAGUGAGCUACAUGCUGUUUGACCCCAGUGAUGAAGUCAUGAAGAACAACGUGGCUUAUUACAAGUUCCAUAAAAACCAGUGGGGUCUGGUAGAGGAGGACUUCCUUCCCAGAUCAGAGGCUGUGCGGUACUACAAUCAGACCACUAUGCAGCUACAGAUGCUGGAGUUCUCCAAACAGCGCCUGGUGAGCGAUGAUGAGGGGGAGGUGGUGGAGUUUUUAGAUGAGUUCCUGGACGAGGAUGAAUAGCCGACGUUGGAAACUCUGCCGAAACACUGAAAAAACAAACACAAAGUUCAAAGCACUCAUGAAGUUUAAGAGUCCCUGAUUGAUCACUGAGUUUUUAACCUGCAGCUCCAUAUCUUGAAGAUUUUUUUUAUGUCCCUCUGUCUGUGCACUAAAUAUCCAGUUCAGUUGUAUGGACUUCUAGCACAGCGGCUAAAUGGUUUGAAGACAGUGAUAAGGUAGAGAUAUUUGUACUCACCAUUUUAUGAAAUAAUUCCUCCACUGUGAAUCAUCAAUGUUGUCUUUUGGAGAUUUUUGACAAUAAAAGGAUUUUGGAAAAACCUUA